UUUCCUUCCAUUUUUUUUUCAAGAUUAUACCAUCCGUCUGGAACAAUUCAUGAUGGACAGGGAAAUUACUCGGUUAGUGUUAAAUGUAGUUGGCUUAUCGACGCGCGACAUCCCCAUUCAAAUUCUUUGCGAACACCUUCAAUUCGUAUUCACCUGCGUGAAUUUGCUACUGAAUGUGGUUGGGAUCACCUGUAUAUUUACGAUGGCGAUAGUGUGGAUUCCCCACUGCUAGCAGUAUUUAGCGGACUUAUGUAUAGAGCUGAUUUCGCUAUACGAAGAGUACCACAGGUGAUUGCAAGGUCAGGGACAGCGCUUCUUCAUUUCUUUAGCGAUGAUGCCUACAAUAUGUCUGGUUUCAAUCUAGCAUACAAAAUGGAUGGUUGUCCUACUAGCAUAGAGGAUCUUGAGUGCUCUGCUCAUGGAAGAUGCAGUGAUGGUGACUGCAUUUGUGAUACCUUGUAUAAAGGUGAGGCUUGUGAUGUAGCUGCAUGUCCCAAUAAUUGCUCGGAGGACAAAGGCCAGGGCACAUGUAAAGAGGACGAAGAAAGAUGCAUGUGUAAUGAAGGCUUUGGCGGUAACGAUUGCGGGCAACUUAAGGCGCUUGGUGUUUGGUCCACAAUUUAUCCAACACAGUCACCCCCUCCACCAGGCACGGCAUCACAUGGUGCAGCUGUGUGGCGUGAUACCCUUCAUAUAAUAGGUGGAGAGUCGUACGGUCGCGGAGAGCUAAUGACGACUUAUGAUUUCAACGGCAAUGUGUGGGAAACCUUGCAUAUUGAUGGCGGAGGUAGUGUACCCGAAAAACGGUACGGAGCCUCGACAGUUAUGUAUGGAGAUAAAAUUUUCAUGUACGGCGGUGUGAUUGAAGGACGUGGUAUAUCAAAUGAGUUAUGGGCAUUUGAUGUUUCUGCCAAAACAUGGGAAAAUAUAACGGUUAAAAGUGAUUCAUGUAAUGCAACUGCUUUAACUUCGUAUGCUAUGUGUGGUCCGUUACGAGUAGCAGGUCAUACGGCGACUUUAGUGCCAGGAUUCGGUGAAAAAAACAAUUACCAAUAUAUGAUUGCAAUUUUCGGGCAUUCUCCACAAUAUGGCUACCUGAAUACAGUGCAAGAGUUUAAUUUCGGUACACGUGAAUGGAAGAUUGUUGAAACGUAUGGUUAUGUGGUAAAAGGGGGUUUCGGCCAUAGCGCAGCAUUUGAUUAUUUAACUGAAAAGGUCUAUGUUUAUGGCGGUAUUAUAUCGGAGAGUGAGUCCAGCCAGGUGCUUAGUUCAAAAUUGUUCGCAUACGAGCCAUCCACUCGCACUUGGACGUCAUUGUCUGCGGCACCAAGUGCACGUUUACUACAUACGGCCAACUUUAUAAAUCAUGGACUCAUGAUGGUCUUUGGCGGCAAUACUCAUAACGACACUUCACAAAGUUACGGUGCAAAGUGCUAUAGCCAAGAUUUAUUGGUAUACGAUGUGUAUUGUGAUUCGUGGCAUGUACAAGAGAUGCCGGAACAUUUGCAAACUGAUUUAGCCAGGUUUGGUCAUAGCGCUGUUGUGUUCGAGGACGCACUUUAUAUUUAUGGCGGUUUCAACGGCCAAUUAUUAAAUGAUAUGUUACGAUUCAGACCCGGUUACUGCAGUUUUUACACAAAGCAAGAAAAAUGCACCAACGGUCGUCCGGGCGUCAAAUGUAUAUGGGAUGUGCAAAAGAUGCGCUGCAUUCCCAUAACGCAGGUACAACGUUCAGCGAUAUUCGGUCGAGAACCAUACGAUUAUGUAGUUUGCCCACCAAAAAGUCGCCUCACAAUGACUUCAGAAUUACUGAAUGAUGUUCUACGUUGUCAAGAACUCAGUAAUUGCCAAUCAUGCGUGGCGAAUUCAUACGGCUGUACUUAUUGUGGAAAUGGUGUUUGCGCAAGGGAGCGAUGUCGUGAGACCACAUCAAUAACAACAUUAUUCUAUGAAGCUAAUAGCCAACAGAAACACCAACAACAACAACAACACCAACAAUUUGUGCCGCCAGCCACACCAAGUGCGAACAUUAAACACCUCGACAAUUGUCCAAAAAUAGAAGAUUUCAUGAUUACCACAGUUUGUGAACAGUUGCACAGCUGUCACGCCUGCUCCGCAAAUAUGGCAUGCAGUUGGGAUGCCGAGCAUAAUCGUUGCAGACCAUAUCUUUCCAAUAAUGUACAUUUCAAUCGCACCCGAGACGAUAUCAUUUGUCCACAACCGUGCGCCACGUUGACAAAUUGUCACAACUGCACUGAAGAUGACUGCAUUUGGUGCCAGAAUGAGCAGAGGUGUGUCGAUCGAAAUGCAUACACGCCCAGCUUCCCAUACGGACAAUGUAGAGAAUGGACCACUCACGCUGCAAAAUGUCGUUCGCCUCCCACCAACACUGCUAUCGGCCAGUCAACCGCUGCACAGUCCAGUGCACAAUGUGGGUUCUAUAACAGUUGUGCUCAAUGCUUGGAUGAUCCGGCGUGUGGUUGGUGUGACGAUGGUUCAAAUACGGGCUUGGGGAAAUGCAUUGCUGGCGGAGCAUUGUCGCCUUACGAUUCGAACGAGUGCCAACUAAAACAUUGGUUUUUUACUUCUUGUCCACGUUGUAAUUGCAAUGGCCACUCUCACUGUCCUGAUUAUAUAAACUGUGAGCAACCAUGUUCGAAUCUUACCACCGGUCAACAUUGUGAAAAAUGUAGCAAAGGUUAUUGGGGAAAUCCAAUUAAUGGCGGUCACUGUGAAAAGAUAUAA
This is a messenger RNA of Rhagoletis pomonella (apple maggot), 2745 nucleotides long. RefSeq names its product attractin-like protein 1. NCBI's taxonomy places the organism in Eukaryota, Metazoa, Arthropoda, Insecta, Diptera, Tephritidae. The annotation marks the transcript as partial. Gene Ontology annotation, molecular function: protein binding. The record is from RefSeq and is a predicted model, not a curated record. The transcript has 6 exons. Gene Ontology annotation, cellular component: Golgi apparatus.